UAAGCAAGGCACAGUUGUUGGUGAGAAGCCAGUUGUUCCCUCCAGCUCCGUCCAGCACCAGCAGGAGACAAGAUCAUCAGAGAAGAGUUGUGAAGCUAGCGGACAGAGACCCUCCUCCACCCUCGUCAUGUCCAUUUUUUUCCCCCCUGCUCCGUCCUUUUGUCUGUUGUUUUCUCGCUGUUCCUUUUUUCCUUCCCUGACCCCUACCCCACUUCUCAAGGUAACUUAAAACAGGAAGUUGACUCUCUGUGAAAAGGGGUGGAGCAGAAAAAGGCUGAGGAAAGGGAGGGCAGACGGGCGGGCGGAUGGACGGAGGGUGGAAUUACACAGCCUAAGGACAGUCAGCUGAGCCAGUGGAAGCGAAAACGGGAUCUGUCGGAUUUGAAGAGAAGAAAUGGGUGGGAUCUGGAAGAGAGGCGGGCCAUAAGUAUCACGUAGCAGGCUAGAUUGCUUACUUUCAAGUGUUAAAGGGAAAGCAGGCAGGAGAUUUUCUGUCCAGCGCUUGCUGUACUGAUCUACAGUCUCUCUCCUCCCGUCUCUCACUUUCUCUGCUGUUUUCUGACUUCACACUGAAGCAGGGGUCAACUGAAAGACGAACCGAAUCGUGGCCAGGCACAGACGGACUGAAGGCUGUAGGAGUCAAUCAGAGGAGGAAUGGAAGGGGGCUGUGUGUUUAGGGAAGGGGGGGUAGGAGUUGAUGGGGUAGUGAAAGCGGAGGGGGUUUUGAAAAGGGGGGGUUGUUGCUUUCCUCUCGGCUUUGGGAUCUGCGUGCAAUGCCGACUGCCUACCCUACACACAGCCUUUGUUUGCUCCCAGGACAGAGCCUGGUGGGACUAGAGUUUCUCUGUCCGGCUCUAAAAGGGACUCUGAUCCUCCUCCUGUCUGCAGCGCACUAUGAAGGGCAAAAGCAGAUCUGGAGAUGUCAGACUCUUUCGGAGCAGCGGGAACAGAUGCCCAGCAGAACCUGCAGUCCUUCUGGCCCAGGGUCAUGGAGGAGAUCAGGAACCUCACUGUGAAGGAUUUUCGCAUGCAGGAGCUUCCACUUGCUCGCAUCAAGAAAAUCAUGAAGUUGGAUGAGGAUGUGAAGAUGAUCAGUGCUGAGGCUCCAGUGCUGUUUGCCAAAGCAGCUCAGAUCUUCAUCACUGAGCUCACUCUGAGAGCCUGGAUUCACACCGAGGACAACAAACGGCGCACGCUACAGAGGAAUGACAUAGCCAUGGCAAUCACCAAGUUUGACCAGUUUGACUUCCUCAUUGACAUUGUCCCAAGAGAUGACCUUAAGCCACCCAAACGACAGGAGGAAGUGCGUCAGUCGGUUACCUCGACAGAGCCAGUGCAGUACUACUUCACGCUGGCUCAGCAGCCUGGUGCUGUACAGGUGCAGGGGCAACAGCAAGGCCAGCAGGUGGCUACACCCACCACCGCCACCACCCUCCAGCCAGGCCAAAUCAUUAUCGCCCAGCCACAGCAGGGCCAGGUGUUGCAGGGGACCACCAUGCAGCAGCUACAGCAGGUGCAGGUAGCUCAAUCACAGGCUACCCCUAUCACGAGUGCUCCAGUGACCAUGCAGGUGGGCGAGGGCCAGCAGGUGCAGAUAGUGCAGGCAGCUGCACAAGGCCAGGCUCAGGCCCAGGCAGCGCAACCAGCCGGUCAGACCAUGCAGGUCAUGCAGCAGAUCAUCACCAACACAGGAGAGAUUCAGCAGAUCCCUGUGCAGCUGAACACCGGAGGCCUGCAGUACAUCCGUCUGGCUCAGCCAGUUUCAGGAGCACAAGUCGUUCAAGGACAAAUACAGACACUCACAACCAGCACUCAGCAGGUAUCACAGACAGAAGUGCAGCAAGGGCAACAGCAGUUCAACCAGUUCACUGAUGGUCAGCAGUUGUAUCAGAUCCAGCAGGUGACGAUGCCAGCGGGUCAGGAGCUAACUCAGCCUAUGUUCAUCCAGUCAACGAGUCAGACAGCUGAUGGCCAGGUCAGCACACAGGUCAGCGCUGACUGAUGCGCCUCACUUCCUCUCUGACGCCCAGGCACUGACUGCGCCGUAACCACACUGCUCCAGACCAGCUCAACCAGAGGGAUCCCUACCACACCACUAUCAAUACCCACACACGGUGCCAUUUUGUUUACCAUCCACAGCCAUAUGCAAUGCCAACAUGGCCGUCUGCUCUAACUGCACUUAGCCUUAGAGCUUUUGCUCAUUUCUGACUGCAGUUUUAAAGAACUAUACAGAUGAUCACACUGUGGCAGAAAUGUAUUUUGCUUUUGCCACAGCCAGGGCCAUCCUGGCUAGUUUAGUUCACUCUCCUCCCACCACAGUGUCUGGUAACACAUGUUCAUCCAUGACACUAACCAACAUUUUCCUGUCUUCAGCCAAACAACACAUUAUUCCAAAUGUAUUUUCUUUAUGGUUACAAAGCAGCCAGUCAGCAAAUCCGCAGUUUUUCCAGACCCGGAAGAAUGUGGGAACAAUGUGUUCAAAUCGAAGCUGAUGUGGUUAUAUGAUCAUAUAACUCAACCUAUCUAAUCCAAAUGUUGUGGAGCUUAUUAGAUACUUGUCCCCAAAUGAUCCCUGUUGAUCUGAUCUCAGUACAGAGACUCCAAAUGUCCCAGUCUUCCCUGCAGUGUACUUAGAGCAUGUAUUGGUGACGGUGGUCUGAUCGAUGUGUGAAGACUCCUCUGCCUUGUCUAAGGCCUUGGAGAGUCCUGCCUCUGAGCUUUGUGUGGUUCUGAAUAAAAACUUCUGUCCUGGCUCGAGUUCCUGUUAAGCCCUGAUUUGUUCAUCAUGUCGUCUUGUGUACAAUUCAAAACUUAAGCCAUAAUCUACACAUCUUGUACAUGUUGAUCUCUGUAGUUUGUAUGAUAACUCUGAAAUUCACUUUUAAUCGUAUUAGUUUGAUUUUAUUAGUUUCUUGUAUAGGUCUGUAAUUUGAUAAUGUGAUCUUGUUGAAAGGGCUUCUUACUGUUGGGUUUUCUCCAUGCAAAGUGUGUGUGUGUGUGUGCGUGUGUAUGCAUGGUUGGGUGGGUUGGUAAAGGGUGUAUGAGUGUAAUGGUUUGUGUACCCUUUGUGUUUGAUAUUGUGCAUUAAAUCCCUCUUUGGAUCAGACAUAAAAUAAUUUUUUCCUCA
Molecule: messenger RNA, 3127 nt
Organism: Ictalurus punctatus (channel catfish)
Lineage: Eukaryota; Metazoa; Chordata; Actinopteri; Siluriformes; Ictaluridae
Gene: nfyc
Product: nuclear transcription factor Y, gamma
Exons: 11
Coding region: 920-2002 (360 amino acids)
Biological process (GO): regulation of DNA-templated transcription
Cellular component (GO): nucleus; CCAAT-binding factor complex
Molecular function (GO): DNA binding; DNA-binding transcription activator activity, RNA polymerase II-specific; protein heterodimerization activity
Source: RefSeq, a predicted model, not a curated record